GAUACUCUCCCCUGCUCCCAGGCUUCCAACCAAAAGACCCUUUCAGCAAAAGACCUAUCCACUCUUGGUAAGUUGAUACUCAACAUUGCACUGUUGUGUGCUACCAUUGGCAAGUCUAUAACUCCAGCCUCCUUUCCAUUGACUCUGCUCUUUCUACACCUUCAUUCCCAUCCAUUGAACCAAGUCUAUCAUAUCAUCCCAAUCAGUGCCUUUCACACUCAUUACCCAGGAGCUUCCGCAGUCCACCAGACUGUCGCCCAAUCCUUCCCUAAUCUUCCAUCAAACUAUCACGCUGUCGGCUCAUCGCACCACCACCUACUACUAUUACCCAAAGCGGUCCCAAUCCUAUAUCCAAGAAGGAUUGGAUGCUCAAUACCGAUACAUCACCAUCGCCCGUACUCCAGCCAGGUCACAGUCACCAACACCUCCCACACCUCCAUUGACUCAUUCAAACACUUCCACUCCAAUCAUUGGAUCACCGUCAAUCCGAAGUGAAAGAAUGGCAAGAGGUGCAACCACUCCGCGCGUGGCCUUCGCCACAAGCGUCACCUCCAUUCGUCGCCCGCGUGAUGACGAGUACUCGGUCAUGUCUUAUUACGCCAGACACGCCGACAAAUGUAUCAUCUGUGCCAACCCUUUUGACGCCUUCAAGCAAGAUAUAUCCCUAUGUGACCGAGGAUAUAAAUACGCCAGAGACGUUGCUCAGUACAUCUACGCCAAAGGAGGGAAGCCUUUCUCCAUUAUUGACAAGAAGAACGGCGAUCCUUCCCAGGUCGAGGUUCCUGCAGACUGCCAAGUCAUCAACAGCCUCGUUAAAGCAUUCGACCGUGGCAUGAAAGUGAACAACGCUCCUAAGCCUAUCCUGGUUGUCCCUAAGCCUACCGAGAGGUAUGAGAGGGUCGAGAGAGUGGAAAGGGUCGGCCGCUCACCCACAUACGUUCAUGCCACCAAGGCUUACACUUAUGAGGAACCACGGAGAGAAAGACGUUAUCCCCGCGAGUACGACGUCGUUGAAAUCAAGCCCAGCUCGAGUCGGCGAGAUCACAGGGACAGACCGUAUGAGGAACGGUACCGGUCCGAACGUAGAGAGAGACCAGUUACUCAUUACGAGAGCAGGGGAAGCUUGUACGAGCGCGACGAAGAGGAGAGAAGACGACGGAAACGGUACGAAGAGGAGCCGAUUGUCAUUCUCGCCGAUCCCAGACGACGAGAAAGACGGUGAAUCGAUUGGCCUGCCGGGGAGUAUUUCGGAUUCUACAAAUAUCAAUAAUCGACAUGUACCACCAAUGACACCAAAAAGGGACACUACAAAAGAGAAUGGUCCAGCACCAAAGAGAGUGCUCGGUUUGUAACAGUCUCAACGAGCCUUGAGCCACAUUAACCUGGACGGUCCAGCAGCGA
Exophiala viscosa is the source of this 1401-nucleotide messenger RNA. RefSeq lists its product as uncharacterized. The transcript has a single exon. The record is from RefSeq and is a predicted model, not a curated record. NCBI's taxonomy places the organism in Eukaryota, Fungi, Ascomycota, Eurotiomycetes, Chaetothyriales, Herpotrichiellaceae. Bases 500 to 1222 code for a protein of 240 amino acids.